Coccomyxa subellipsoidea C-169 is the source of this 8549-nucleotide messenger RNA. RefSeq lists its product as hypothetical. Gene Ontology annotation, molecular function: monoatomic cation channel activity; mechanosensitive monoatomic ion channel activity. The record is from RefSeq and is a predicted model, not a curated record. Gene Ontology annotation, biological process: cellular response to mechanical stimulus; detection of mechanical stimulus; regulation of membrane potential. Gene Ontology annotation, cellular component: membrane. The transcript has 48 exons. Bases 1 to 8349 code for a protein of 2782 amino acids. Lineage: Eukaryota; Viridiplantae; Chlorophyta; Trebouxiophyceae; Coccomyxaceae.
AUGCAGUCAGACGAGGACGAACAGGAGGAAAGUACCAGAGCAACACCACAGAACGCAAGGCCAAGCUAUGCCUUCAUCGCUGUGUUCUCCAUCCUGCUCGUAGCCUUCACAAACCCGAGCUUGACAGCCAUCUCCACGCUGCUGCUCAUCGUGCAGGCUGCUGUUCAGCUGCUGUUCUUCAUUGGCAAUGAUGCAUGGGCCAGUGACCUGAGAACCAAGGAAAUCCUGGAGCUUGUUGGCUGCCCCAAGGCGCUCAGUGGGCUUGAUCUCUUCCUGGAUCUGUUUCCGCCGCUGUUCGCGCUUGUGGCAGCUUCAGCAGAGGUGAAUGCAGCCAGGGGUGCUGUGACGGGGCAGCAGAUGGGGUUGACAAUGCCUAGACUGCGGCAGAGCAUGGCCAGCCUGGCAAACUUGGAUAGCACAGGCAGCCAGGUGUACUAUGCGCUCAUGUGGGCAGCAGGGGCGCACAUUUCAGUGCUGUACCUGUGGCAGAUCACCAUACUGCGCGCUAGUGUCCUGCAGAGCCCUGCAAUGUGGCUGGGUCUCUUUGUCAUAUCCGACAGCAGCCCCUUGUAUGACCUCAUCCCACAGGUGGUCCAACUUGCAGCACUGCACAUUCUUUUUGCUGCUCUGGGUUUCUACUACAACAACAUGAAGCAGCGAGUCGGAGAUGACAGCAUUGACCUGCGGCAAGAUGGUGGAGCAUAUAUUUCUGUCAGCAAUGGAAGCCCUGCCCAAACCCCUGGGGCAGGGGAAUCAAGCGGGCCCUCUGGACCCUUCAACGUGAGGAGGGGUGCACUACCAGGGAUUCGGCCAACCACAAGCCUGGAGGAGUUCUUUGGGGACACAGACUUGUUGGAGCUCACAAGCCAGAUAGAGCUGGCAAAGCAGCUCAGGGAGGGAAGGGGCGCGCACAACCCCUCCAAUGGAGCUCGUUACUCAGAGGAAGGCUUCACUGAGGAGCCCGGCCAUGCAGGGCAUGGUGGCAGGCCCGGCAUAGGGACUCUGAUUGACAUCCUGCUGCCUUUGGCAGCGGGGGCCACAGUGCAUGCAAUUGAAAAGAUGACCUCGUUUCCCAGCAUCCCAGCUGUUGCCCUCUGCCUCUUCAGCUUGGUGGAGCCCUCCUGCCUGAGUACUGAUGCUUGGGGGAGGCACGCCUUCAUGGCAGCUUCCAGGCCUCUCGCAGCGCUCUUUGUGCUGUGGCAUCUGUCUGUAUACGUCGCGACAUCGAUCGGGUCUUUAGCGGCUCUGCCAGAUUUGGUGCGCAGCAUUGGCGCGUAUGUCCUUGCCAGCCCGCCUCCAUUGUUCCUGCCACUAGGCGCCCAGCUCAUGACAGCCAUCACACUGCUGGGCCUGGCUCGCUCCAGCGCCAUCCAUGCGCAACAUAAGAGGCGGAACUUCAACAGGGAAGCAGAGCUGGGAAUAGGCACAUCCCAGGAGCCGCUGCUGGGCCAGACAAGGUCAGCCCCUCAGCGCAUGCAGUCCCUGCAGGGAAACAGCGCCGCAGCAGCCGGCUCAUUUGGCGCGGUGCUGCCCCGGAGGCUCGGCCGCCGGUCAUCGUUCAGGGAAGAAGUCUCCGGGCGAUCCCCCAGAGAUAAUAGCCUGAACAAUGACACUGUGCUGGAUAUUCGGGAGGCCGGCCCAUCCUCGGUGGCAGACUCACAGGAGACAUUUGACUAUGAGAUGGAUGCUGGGAGCGCGUGGGCGGUGCUGGGGCUUUCCACAGUGCACGCAUCGUUCUACCUCGGCUUGCUGCUGCUUCCUGUUGGCCUCUUUGUGGUGGGAGUGUCAGAGUACAACCUGCUGCAUGCCGGAUAUUUGGUUCAGCUCAUGGCGUACCUCCUCACCACCACCGCGCGGCUUGAGCCCUCCAUUGAUUCUGCCAUCAUCGUCGCUGCCCAGCACAACAUUUUGCGCGCCUAUGCGUCACUGCACCUGGCGCUGAUGUCAGUUGCGAUAGUCAGCAGCCUGCCAGCAAUGGGCAACCACCUGCACAAGCUCGUGCCGCAGGACUGGCUGCAGAGCCUGGGCCUGUGGAGCCCCUCCGUCGGCCACAGCAUUGUCCCUGUGCUCUGCCUCCUGUUGCUGGCGACUGUUCACAGGAGCCUGGGGAAUUGGCUGCAUCUGCAAAGCGCUAUGGGGGUUCAGCUGAGCUUGCGGCGCGGCAGUGACCACGCAGUACAGGGCGCCAUGGGCUUCCCAUCGGCGCUGCUGUGGAGCAGCCGAGGCUUCAUCUCCUUUGGCUCUCUCAUCAUUGCUCUGCAGGGCUAUGUGUUCUUGCUGCUCAGAAGCAACCCCAGCCUCCUGGGACUGGGUUAUCUGGGGCUCUGCAUAGCCAUUUUCCUGAACCCGCCGCUGAGAGGAGAGUUUGAGGAGAGGGAUGAGAUGGGCAGAGUGGUGGAGGGACCAGGGUCCACAGUCACAAAGAUCUACAGGGGCUGCUGGUCCGCUGCAGGGCACCAUCAUUUCAUCACCAUGAAGGGCGGCAGGCCAUCACGCUGGCUGCCCCUGUCCCUGCUGGCCUUCUUCGCCGCCGUUGAAUUCGCCACUCAGUACCUCUUCAUCGCCACAAACUUUGCCGAGAUCACCGGGAUCCCAGAUGCUGCCCUGCACUUCAUUGAGGACGUUGUGGGAAUCAACACAGAGCACAAGGGGCUCUCAGUGAGGCUGCUCCGCUCUGCCUCCCUGCUGGGAAUGAUGCACCUCUACAGGUUUGGCUUUGUCGUGGGCGUCCUUCAGGCCCAGCAUGAGAGGGGCAGCUUGAGCCCAGCAGAGCAGGAGCAGAGGAAUCUGCAAGCGCAGCGCGGCAUCUUUGCUUUGGUCGCCCGCUUCUUCAUCCUGCACUCCUCCAAGAUUGUGGCCCUCAUGCUGUUCUGGGCAGCCAUGCAGCGGCCUGGUGGCUUUGGCUGGGUCCUCACAGUGGGCCUGGUAUUGCUGUCGCCUGUUCUUGGCGGCCCCAAGGCGACAGAGGGCAGCAGGUGGCUGCUGAUGCACCUGUCCACGCUGGCAGCCAUCCUGGUGACUGCCACCUGGAUGCUGACUCAGUACGCCAUGCAGGUGGGGUGGAUCUGUGACAGAGCGGGUCCGCCAGAUGGGCUGCCAGCGAGGGUGGUGGGGUAUCUGGGGCUGCUCUCAUGCAGCAGCGGUGAAAGUCUUGAAGCCCUGCUGCGCGUAAAGUGCCUGGUGCUCAUUGCCAUCACCCUCAAACGCCGGUCUCUCAGGUGGCACAAGCACCUUCCUGAAGCUGUCAAGAGGGCAGGCGCGCCAAGCUCGCAGUGCUGCCUGUUCUGGACGCCUUCGGACGCUGAGCUGGCAGAGGACAGCGCCUCCCACAGCCUCUGGACCCGCGUCCGCAACUCUGCCCUGGGCCGCUCUGUGCGCCUCGCUGUCAAGGAUUUGGUGAAGCAGAUGCAGGACGGCAGCCAGCGCAUUCUGCAAGCCAUGGACUGGCCGGCAACAGCAGCCGGCAGCGGCCGCCGCAGCCCCGUUGACCGAGAGGGCUCCUUUUCACCAGCCCAACCUAGACAAUCGAAGCAGAGUCCUGAGGUGAGGGAGAGUUCUGAAGAGGCCAGCAGGUCGCUGCUAUGGCGCAUACUGGAUGUCAACCGCUGGAUGCGUCAGCUGCACAAGGUCCGACUGGCACUGCAGGACUGGGCAGAGCGCUUCUGGCAGGAUUGGGGUAUGGAUGUGACGAUGGGAGCGUUGCUUCUGGCAGCGUUUUUCUCCAUCAACAUCCUUUCCCUGGUCUAUCUGGCCAUGAUAGCCAUUGGAAUGGCUGUGCCUUCACAGCCUCGGCGCCUCAUCUGGCGCUUCUGUGCUCUGCCGCUGCUGGCAAUCCUGCUCAUCGCGCAGUACUCUGACUGGCUAGGAUAUGGGCAUGUUGACCCUGCUGCGCUAUGGGCCCUCUUCUUGUCAUUCGCCACCAGCGUCGUCCAGGAGGGACUCCUGACAGCGCCUUCGUCAUCAAUGGCUUCAGGCAGUCAGCUGGGACAGAGGUCGGGUGGCGCCAGCUGGCAGCACAGCAAUGUAUGGGCACCCAUGGAGUACGAGGCCAUGGCAACCUGGAGCUGGAUAGACUGGAUGAGGUUCAUGUUCUACAGGCAUUACACAGAUGUGGUGCUAGUGGCGGUGGUGGCUCUGUGCACGCUGGAGAAUGAUGUGAUCCACGCUGCCUACCUGGCCAUCGCACUGCUGCUCUUCAGGAGGCGCGACGUUCUGAGGACUGAGCGGCAGGCGCUGUUCCGAUGGCUGCCCCUGUACAACUUUGCAGUCAUGCUGCUGACUCUCCUGUACCAGAGCCCCUUCGAGGACAUAUGGGGCCACUCGCUGGGGCCCAGCCUGGGGUGCAAUGUGGCGCAUGUUCUGGGGCUGUACAAGAUGUCUGGAGCGAGAGGGGCUGCCUUCUCUCUGACGUAUCGCGGCGCACUGGCGGACAUGAUGCUGUGGGCCAUCUUCAGGCUACAGACACGCGUCUUCUCUUCCAACACCUAUGACAGGGUGAUGCGCAUAGUGGCAAGGGAGCAGGCGGAGGAGCUGCGCAGCCGGGAGGCCAGGCGCCUGCAGCAGCAGAGCGAACAGGCAGCCGCCGCGCUGGAGCACUCGGGGCUCAGGAAGCUGCGCGCCAUGCGCCUGGCACAGCUCAAGGCAAGCUUUACUGCCUCUCCAUCAAGUUUUGACCAUGAGCACAGCGGCUGGGUGGAUGCCAUGAAGGGUCUGCUUGGGGACACGGCCCAGGGUAAGGGCAAGGCAUCUCAGCAGAAAGAUGACACUGACCGCCCAAGGAAUCUGCUGAGGGAGAACGCAGAGCAGUACAGCGGUAGGCCCCAAUCGGGUGCUCCACGGAAAUCCUUUGACUGGCUGGCGCUGCUGCGCAUGCGCUGGCGGCGGGACGACAAGGAGAGCAUCGUCUGCUACUUCCUGUUCAUGGCGCUGUAUGUGUCGGACUUCAGCGGCCUCGCCCUCGUCUUCCCGGUCAUAAUGCUGGUGUUCACGGAGAGCAUCCUGAUAGCGCAGUACGUGUAUCAGAUCCCCAGCCGCCUGCACUGCUCCGCCGUCACUGCGCGCGUGCGCGCGCUGGCCGAGGAGGCCGGCCUGCACGGCAACGCGUUACGCGGCGUUCCCAUCUUCUGCGUCUACCUCGCCACCCUCAUGCACACCUACAGCCUCGCGCGUCAGAAGGUGCCUGCAAGGGAGCUGCUGCAGAGGCGGCGCUCCUCGAUCACAUCACCCAGGGGUCCGGUCGAUGUCCAGUCAGCGCAGCCGGGAGAGGAGAGUGCUGACGUGGAGGCGGGCCGGCAGGGCAGAGGCGCAGGCUUGCACACACGCAGGAGCGCUCUUGGGGCACAUCCUGCAGGGUGGACCCAGGGGGAGCCCCAGCUCAGUGAUGCCACUGGAUUGGUGAUACGGAAGUGGCUGCUACGGCUGUGGCGAGCGGCGGUGGGAGCGGUUCUGCACGUGUGGGAGUUCCUGCGCCGGAUCUGCUCAAGCGCUGAGCGGCCCCUGCACUUCCUCAAGGUCCAGAUCAGCGUGCAGCCUGGCCAGAAGGAGUACUUUGAGGCGGCAGCUGGGCAGGAGGCGUUGGUGGGAACCGUGCAGGACAUUCUGGACAUGUACAGGGAUCAUGACAUCGCCGCAGAGUUCCGGCAGAGGGAGAUGCGGCGUCGGGAGGUCUCGCCUGAGCAGACCGCGCCCCCUGCCAGCGCGCACCUCGAGACUGACGCCGGCUGGUUUGACGCUCCAAGGAGUGGAUCGGCGCAGCUUGUUGAGGAUGAGCCUGGACCUUCUGCAGGGCCAAAGCAGCCAGCAUGGCUGCACAGCGAGAACAUCAACCUGGCAACCAUUGGCCCACUGAAGGUGGUGAUGAAUGAGAUGCUGGAUGAGUCAUUGCCCGAGCGCGUAUCCGCUCUCCUGGAGGUCAUUCCGCUGCGCAGCACGCCUGCUAAUACCUGGGGCCUCUCCUCUGUGGAGGGCUCUCCCAUCCGGUCGCUGAAGCCAGCAAAGCAUGCCGGGCUGACGCUGCUCCGCCAUAAGGCGGCAGCGCAGAGGCAGGCCCUCUGUCAACCCUCCACAGAUUGGCCGAGCGGGGCACCGUCAGCCUCCCAGCAGAGCUGCGGUGCUCAGCCAAGGCAAUUCCCGCCUCCCCUGGAAGUCACAGAGGGAGCCGAUAGUGACAGCGAGUCUGGGGUGGAAGAGCGGACCACAGGCACUGCUUCCCGGCUCGCCAGCUUUCCACUGCCGGACAGCCCGGAUAUUGACGGCCCCGGCGCCGGCCGAUACAGCGAGGACUCCGUAGCUGCGAGCGCAAAUUGGGCAGGGCAGAAAUCAGGCUCCAGGGAGUGGCCUCGCAGCGGCUUCGACGAAGGAGCUGCCACCGAGAAUGGAGGCAGCGGGGGGUCGGGGCAGAGUGGAGGGCAGCGGGGGGCCUUUGGUGGGGCUGCGAGGGGACUGACAGGGGGGUUCACUCCAGGAACGCUGGCGAUUGAGGAUGUGGAGUGGCAUGGGCGGAUUGAGCAGGAUUGGUAUGCCGCUACGGCGCUGGUGGACCUUCUCUCCUUCAUCUAUGUUGCUGUCUUCUACCAGGCUGUGGUGACGAGUGCGCGGACGCUGGCGGACAUAACGGAUGAGCGGGUGGUGCCGGUGGACUACCUGGGCGUGCUCAUGCUGCUCUUCCUGCUACUUGUGCUGGACCGCCUCUUCUACACCCUCGGCCUGCACCUCGGCAAGGCGUUGCUGCUGUGGACUCAAAUGGUGCUGUUCUACUGGUACACCAUGGUGCUCUUCUGGAGCCCAGCCACCAGCACAGGCGCUAAGCUGCACCUGCGCGUCCUCAUGGCCAUCAAGUCCCUCUCCUUCACCUUCUCCGCGCUCCAGCUGCGCAACGGCUACCCGCCCCCCGCCUCCUACAGGGGCGGCCGGGGCCGGCACGCGUUCGUAUUCGCGCGGCAUGUGAACAAUUUCGGCACGAUGGCAUUCCACGUAUUCCAGGUGAUCCCUUUUCUGUAUGAGCUGCGCGAGCUGCUGGACUGGUCCUGCACAGCCACCUCGCUGACGCUGUUCGACUGGCUCAAGCUGGAGGACAUUUCCAUCUCGCUGUUCUUCGUGACGGUCUCCCGCCAGAACCGGCAGCGCCACCGCCUCGGCGAGCGUCAGCCACGCUACAUCAAGUUCUUCCAGGGUACGCUGCUGUUCCUGGGCCUGCUGCUGCUGCUGUGGGUGCCCCUGCUGGUCUUCUCCUCCGGCAACCCCACCUACCAGGUGCCCGAGGUUCUGUCGUUCUCAUUCAAUGCGACGCUCGGGACGGCCGUCGGCGCGGCGGCUGCGGCGGGGCAGCAGGGGCCGAGGGAGAGCGUGAGCUUCCCGCUCUUCAGUGCCGGCGAGCGGCGCAGCCAGGCGCCCUGGGCCGGCAGCGGCAGCCUCCCUCCCAGCAUGCAGGAGGCCUACACUCCCAGCCAGGUCCAGCUGCUCUGCGCUGCCGAGGACUCGGACCGCUUCUGGCGGGUGACGCCGCCGGCGCGUCAGUCGCUGGAGCGCAUGCUGGGGGAGUCAGAUGCUGAGCUAGCGCUGAGCUGGGCGAUCGUUCGCAACGCGCCCCUUGAGAGCAAGCACGGGGGGCCCCUGUGCCAGGGCACGCGCCAGAUCGCGCUGGCCGGCGGCUCCAGGGACGCCAUCCUAGACGUGCUCCAGGGGAGGGGGACGUGCGCGGCGCUGGAGUCGACGGCGUUCCCAAACGGCACGGAGGUGACUAACGCGACUCAGCCGGGGGCGCGGGGCUCGCGGGGACUGUACGGCCUGUUCUGGCAGCUGCGCGGCGGCGAGUGCAGCGUGCGCACCGACUUUGGGCUGCAGGACACAUCUCCCGGCAGCGCGCUCGGCCAGAGCCUCGCCUGCGACCUCGGCAUCCAGGGCGGCAACAUCACCAAGGGGGAGGAGGUGUGGUGGCGGCUGAACUGCACGGUCAUCGACGCGCAUGAGCGGCCUGUGAACAGCACUGGCAUGGGGUUGUCCUCCUGCGCUGACAGCAUGGCGGACGGGCCUCGGGUGGUCGCGGUGUUGGAGCGGGUGCAGGGGGGGAUAAUAGGGCAGACACUGUCCAGCUUUGGCAUCACGGGCCUCUACAUCACGUUUGUGUUUGGCAUUGGGCGCUUCCUCCGCUUCUCCACGCAGAACGCUCGCAUGCGCAUCCAGUACGAAGACCUGCCCACCACCCAGCGCCUGGUCGCCCUCUGCCAGGACAUCUACAUUGCGCGGGCUGAGGGGGAGCUUGAGUUGGAGGAGGAGCUGUAUUGGGCCCUUGUCAACAUCUACCGCUCUCCAGCCGUCAUGUUUGAGCUCACAAAAAGGAAGGUGGCUUGAGAGGGAUUCUGCCUGUCGUGUUCAUGCAAUUGUCUGUGAUGCAGUUCAGUCGAUGUUUAUUCAGUGUGGCAGCUGCCCUCGUCAUGAACUUGGUCGUUAUCUCACAAUAGCAGCCGCCGCAGUAUUGACUGAACCAAAUAAGGAGGGAUUUUCAAUUUCCGGGUUGCAAUCAAAAUGUAUUGUUAUUACACGCUUAUUCC